AUGCCUUCAGAUCGCCAUCGAGCUCGUGAAUCGAGCAAAGACGAAGAUCAGUAUAUUAUUCUUGUCAAGGAUAUCCCUCGUCAUUGCCGUUGGCAAGAACUCAAGGAUAUGACUCGAAAUCUGGGAGGUGAACAAAGUCUGAAGGCUGAAGUUUUCGAACUUUGCGAUGGAAGUCAAAUGGGACAUUGUACCAUCAAGGGAAGAAAUGCUGCAAAUCAAGUCUAUGAAAAGUUCUGCAAGCAGGGUUGGAACGGUCAGCGCGUUUGUGUCUCUCUGGUGGCCCUUGAGAAACCAGGGGUUUUGAGAACUCUCGAAGGUCCUAGGGAUAGUCUCGGUACCGGAACGUCUGCUUAUGCCUGUGCUCAAACACCCUCCACUCAUCCCGGUCCAACACACCAUCUACAUCCACUGUAUACCACCCAUCACCCGUCAGACACAGCGAGUUACCAUCCCCAUUUCAAUCCGAUGGCUUCGUGCCCUACACGUCCUGGAUUGCCUUCACCCACUUCGGCCAGAAGUGUGCCUCCAUUGUAUCCUCCCGAUGCCUGUGGUAUUCCACCUCCAUAUCAGACUUCAACAUACCCUGCACCGACCGUGGCUGCAACAUACGCAUCUUCGACUUCAAUUCCAUGUCAAUCCAGCAACAGAUGGCCAUCCAAAACCCGGCAAAGUACAAUCAACUCCGGUCUAACCGAACUCAGCUCUACUACGACAUUGACGAAGCCCCCUUCUGUUUCAAAUGAGACCAAGAGACAAAUCUAUGAAUCUAAAGCAGCAGCCGCUCUAAAACAAAAGAAGGUAACCAUAACCAAAGAACCGAAGGAUCCUGCUCUCACUCGUAGUUCUACACGUCCACCAUCAUCGGCAACGGCAGCACCGGCAGCAACAAGCAAACAACUUGCAAAGGACCACGAUCGAGUCAACAAAAAUGGCAGGACUAGCGCCACGACCAGUACGGGCGGCGCGAGAUCGUCCACAAGCCGACCUCUCGUCGUCAACGGCGCGACAGGUAGUAGAAGCCGUCGAGGAAAUAGAAGUCGAGAUGAGAGAAAGUGCGCUGCCGGCCAUAACGACGGGGACAGUUCUCAGGACGAGACAAAGGAGUCUUCUUCCGAUGAGAGCUCGUCGGAUGAAGAUGAUAGUGGGGACCAAAAUGAGCAUGGACGAGUCGAAAAGUAA
Messenger RNA from Rhinocladiella mackenziei CBS 650.93, 1179 nucleotides. RefSeq lists its product as uncharacterized. The coding region runs from base 1 to 1179 and encodes 392 amino acids. NCBI's taxonomy places the organism in Eukaryota, Fungi, Ascomycota, Eurotiomycetes, Chaetothyriales, Herpotrichiellaceae. The transcript has 5 exons. The record is from RefSeq and is a predicted model, not a curated record.